This is a messenger RNA of Anopheles marshallii, 996 nucleotides long. Its product is annotated as SAP30-binding protein. Gene Ontology annotation, biological process: regulation of DNA-templated transcription. Gene Ontology annotation, cellular component: nucleus. Bases 1 to 996 code for a protein of 331 amino acids. NCBI's taxonomy places the organism in Eukaryota, Metazoa, Arthropoda, Insecta, Diptera, Culicidae. The record is from RefSeq and is a predicted model, not a curated record. The transcript is spliced from 2 exons.
AUGAGUUCGAAAAAUUCUGCACUUGCUUCGCUCACCGCUACCUAUACAGAUUCGGAAAAUGAAGAUGACCGUCGCUCAGACGAUGAUUCACCGCAAUCGGAUGGAGGAAGUUCCGUGUCACAGAUUCGUUCUCGCCAGCAAACACCUUUGCGAGAAAUGUCCGAGAGCUCUGGAACACCCGUCACGCAAAGCAACACCGCAAGCCUUCCAUUCAAAUCAGCAGAACCUAGUGGUGCUAGCGACAACGGAACACCCGGACCACCGCGUAAGAAAGCACUCCGCCUCGUUAGUUACAUCGACGAUACGAUAGUCGAUACGGAUGAUGAAAAUAACUCACCGGCACAUAGCGACCAGGAGGAGGUAAUCCUUUCCGAACACGAACCAGAACCACAUCGUAGCCCUUCGCCGGAAAAGGUCGACCGAGCGAAACUGUACGGUUUCAGUUUGCCACCCGAACCAAAGGGCAAGUGUUCGCAGGAACUGCAGGAUAAGAUAGCCGCCCUGUAUGAACGGAUGAAAAAUUCCAAUAUGGACACGAACCGCAUCAUUCAGGAGCGCAAAGAAUUCCGCAAUCCCAGCAUCUACGAAAAAUUGAUUCAAUUCUGCGAUAUAAACGAGCUGGGCACGAACUAUGCGCCGGAUAUAUUUGAUCCCUUCCAGUGGGGCAAGGAGUCGUACUACGAAGAGCUAGCGAAAGCACAAAAGACCGAGAUGGAAAAGGUGGAAAAAGCACGCAAGGAAGCGACGAAAACGGAAAUACAAACCGGUGUCAAGCGUGCCGAUCCGGACGAGUCGAAAAAGAGAAAAUCGAAAUGGGACCAACCGGGUGUGUUGGGUGCGGCACCGGGUAUGCUGGGAGCGGCAGCUGCCGUCGCCAUGGCCAAUGCCUUGAAACCGGCCGGAAUUAUACAGCAGACGCUCACAACGACGGCUACCGGUACGAAGGGGACCGUGAUAUCGGCGUUUGGAUCACUACCAAAGAAGCCCAAGGUGUAG